Molecule: messenger RNA, 2491 nt
Organism: Pelodiscus sinensis (Chinese soft-shelled turtle)
Lineage: Eukaryota; Metazoa; Chordata; Testudines; Trionychidae
Source: RefSeq, a predicted model, not a curated record
AUCAAGCCAAAUUUAUGACUGGCCCACGCCGUCACGUGAUUCUAUUUAAACAUGCCAUAUUUGGGCAGCGCGCAGAGAAUAAAGAAAGAAGAAUCUCCACCUAUAAAUUCUGCACUUUAGAGAACAAAAAACCCCCCUGAACUUCAAAGGGCCACAAAUCAAGUCUAAUCAAAAGGGUGCAAAAAAAAAAAUCCGACAUGAGUUCCUACGUAGCCAAUUCGUUCUAUAAGCAAAGUCAAAAUGCUUCUGCCUAUACCAUGCAAAGUUAUGGGAAUUAUGGAUCUGUGUCUGAAGUUCAGUCAUCCAGGUAUUGCUACAGUGGGUUGGAUCUAAGCAUGACAUUCCCAUCCUCUGGUUCUUCAAACUCUCUGGGCGGUUUGGACAUGUCUUCAAGCCCUAGAAAUAACCCCGAGCGACCUGCCUGCACAGUGAUGGGUUCUUCGGGCCACUCUGUAGCCAGAGACGACCAGACUCCUCUGACCCCUGGAAUUUACAGUCAGAAGGCUGGUAACACGGCGUUGGAGGAUAGAUCUAAAAGCACUAGCGAGAUCAAAGCGGAGCCGGUGCAAACUGCACAACACGGAGGGCAACAACCGCAGCAGCCGCCACCACCACAAAUAUACCCGUGGAUGACCAAACUACACAUGAGCCAUGAAACAGAUGGCAAACGUUCCAGAACUAGUUAUACUCGCUACCAAACUCUGGAACUAGAAAAAGAAUUUCAUUUCAACAGAUACCUCACAAGGCGGAGGCGCAUUGAAAUUGCCAACAACCUGUGCUUAAACGAGAGGCAAAUAAAAAUCUGGUUUCAGAACCGGAGAAUGAAAUGGAAGAAAGAUUCCAAACUGAAAAGCAAAGAUUCCCUCUAAGCAGAGGGGCGACUCUCUAAGAAGAGGGUCAAUAAAUAUUUACACUAGUUUUGUUGUAAUUUACCUUCAGAAAACUUUUCUUGUUGGGGUGGGGAGGGAGUCGUAUUGCUGAAUAGACUGUGUUACAUACCCUCACAAAUCCAUCAGACAAAGGAGUUAUCUUAUUAGUAUGCAAAAACCUACCCUUAGCUUCCUGCAGAAUUUAGUAUAUAGCUCUUUAGAUUGUUACUCAGUGUUCUAACCUGUACGUUCUUUUCUUCGGGGAAGGGGGGGGGGUGUUAUAAUAAUAAUGUUGCUCAAAAACAAUCCGCAGAGAUAAUGGGUUAUAUUUGAUCAGUACUGUAAGAAUAACAGCAAUACUAACCUAAGGGAGAAAAAACGCCAAGUAAGUUGUCUAAACUCACAGAAUCUUCCUUAACUGCCUGCUUAAUAGAAGGAAAAAAUGUUGCUAUAUUUUAUUGUAUGCAAAUUAACCUCUGUAUUCUGGAGCUCUGCAUAAAAGACUUGACUUCUCUCCACUUUCACUUUCUGAAGUCUAAAAGAAAAAUGUUUACCUUGUACGUGGGUUGGAUAUGGCCACAGCUUUUUUUUUUUCUCCUAGAUGCACUUCUCCUCAAACACGGUAAAAACUCUUGAGACUAGUGGGUUUUUGUUUGUUGUUUUGUUUUGUUCGGGCUUAGCUUUUAUUAUUUUAUUAUUUGCAUAUGAAAAGAAAGGACUGGACUAUGAAAUAAUCGACCUGAGCAAUCAUCCGAAAUAUCUGUGCAGAAGAGUAAAGCAUGGAGGGGGGCAGGGGUGGGGAGGUGGGGAAUGAAAUGUCUGGACCUAAUAUUAUUGUGUAUUUAUUUGUUGCGUAAUUAACGUAGAUUUGCUAAAUGCUAAAAAGUAUAUAAAAACAAAACAAUUUAUACAUCUUUGUUUACAUGUAGUCCAUUUUAAUAACUUUUUCCCCCCAAUAAUGUACUCCGUAUAUUUAUUUGGUGGCAGUUUCAUAUGUGAAAGACCAUGGAACUUAUAUUUUGUCAUAUUAAAUAAACACUAAAGAAUGCAAAACUUCGGCGUGCCCGCUGAGAUGAACAGCCCGCUUUUGUCCUUUCCUGGAGUGGCAUUCAAUUCCUGGUUCUAGUUUGCUUAAAAAUCUCUCUCUGAGAUAACAGGGGGGCAGAAUAAAGGCUCUGGACAUUUCUAGACCUGGAAGCUACGAGGGGUGCGUACUUUCCAAUGGUGGGGUCGUCUGGCUGUAGCGUGCGCUGCAUAGGAAGCUCUGAAUAAAGUGAAACCCGGCUGUUGACUCCCAACGUGCAGUUAACAUGGCAGCCUUGGCUUCCGCUUCUAAACCAAGUGAACUGGCUUGGGGCUCGGUAUUCAUGUCCCCCAACUGACUGAGGGCCUCUUCUGCCAGGAAGACCGUUUCCAAAAACUGCCCCAAAUGCCUAGUUCCGAGAAACCCCCCUGCCUACACAACCUACCCCGGAACGCUCUUUGGGCAGCUUGAGAAGCAACAUAAGAACCCUGGGUUGGAAUGGCUGUGGUGCAGGAUCUGGGGGUCUGCACAGUCCUGUGAACGCACCUGGCCUUUCAGCGGCCCACAGGCCCACUUCCAGCCCCACUGAAGUCAGUGG